Molecule: messenger RNA, 3799 nt
Organism: Hippocampus comes (tiger tail seahorse)
Lineage: Eukaryota; Metazoa; Chordata; Actinopteri; Syngnathiformes; Syngnathidae
Exons: 18
Coding region: 247-3522 (1091 amino acids)
Source: RefSeq, a predicted model, not a curated record
UGCGCGCUAUUGUUUUGAAACCAGCAUGGCGCCAUUUUAGUUGUUGUAGUAACGUCUACCUCUGUCUAUAUGCUUCCGUCGUAGAAAAAAAAAAAUCACAGAGAAAAAAUAAGCCCAUCCGUCUACUUGAGGUUAUUUGUAUGGCCUGACGAUAAAACGUAUGUGCUGAUUCCCAGGCCGUCCUUUUAACACGAGAUAACUGGUAGCUAGCUUGUUAAUGUUUCUAACUAAGAGUGGCUCCAAGAAAUGGAGGAAGCAGCCAAUCAAUAUAACAGGAGACCAAAGAGGAGGCUCUGCUAUAAGACCACCAUGCAGAGCGCACUGAAAGAUAAAUGGAAAGGCAGCCUGUCCAUGGGAGACGUAGACAGGAUGUUUGAUGACCCGGACUCUCCCAUUGACGCACUCCCGUCACUUCUCCAACUCUCGGACUCGGAUAGUGAGGAAAUCCAGGCUGUGGGACGUGCUACAUCACUAGAUGUAACGGCAAAAUCUGCAAAGUCUGCCAAAGAAGACCCAUUACAUCCUGUGACAUGUACGCCUGUACUAAGUCCUGUCCUAAAUAUCGACCAUUCAAACGUUCCUUUCCAAGAACCUGUGAAGAUUUCCAGCUUAGUAGAGGUGAGCAGGGGUGACAAUUCGGCACAGACAAAGACCAACAACAAAGGCAAGAUGCUGUCACCGAUCGUCUCUGACUGUGAAGAAAAGAAAGAUGCGGCAACGAUUAAGCCAGCCACUGAUAACAAGUCAGCACAACAGGAGCCAAGUGUGACCACUGCUGAGAAGGACCACGAGAGCGUUCCCAGAAAUUCCUCCAUGAAAACCCCAAUUUGGGCAUUCCUGCAAAAGGUUCGAGACUCCAACCAGUCCAAAACCAAAGUGAAAUCCGUGACAACGCUCAAAGCGCCCACACACCCUCCUGAUUUCGAGGACGAUUUCCUGAUUGUGGAUGACAACGGCCCUUUUUGCUUUUCCAUUGCCACGAAAUCAACCAAUAAGCAGAAUAAGAACAAAGAGUCCACCAGUGGCAAUGGCAGGGAGAUGGACGUGCUGAGCAAGAAGCUACUCAAAGAGCAGACAGCCCUCCAAAAAACUCCAAAGAACAUGAGAGAAAAAAAGAACGAGGCCAAGCAUUGCAUUACUCCCAAGAAAAACAAUCCACAGCAUCCGCGCAACAAGGCUGACAAUCAACCCAAAUCGGCGACCGGCAGACAACCAGACAACCAGACCGUCACGCCUUCAUCCGAGUCUCCCAAUGAACAGUUACAUCCAGCGACACGCUUGCCAAGUGCUGCUCUAAACAUCGACCAUUCAGACGUUCCUUUCCAAGAACCUGUGAAGACUUCCAGCCCACUGGACGAGAGCAUGGGUCGGAAUUCGGCACAGACAAAGACCAACAACAAAGGCAAGAUGCUGUCACCGAUCGUCUCUGACUGUGAAGAAAAGAAAGAUGCGGCAACGAUAAAGCCAGCCACUGAUAAGAAGACCCUGCCACCGGUUAAAGCGCCCACUCCCCCUCCUGAUUUAGAGGAUGAUUUCCUGGCCGUGGAUGACAUGUCUUUUUGCGUUUCCAUUCCUACGAAAUCAACCAGUAAGCAGCUUAAGAGCAAAGAGUCCGGCAGUGACAAAGGCGGGUUGACGGACAGCUGGCAGCAGAACGAGCCGCCAAAUAAGAAGUUGCUCAAAGAGCAGACGGCCCGGAAAAAAACUCCCAAGAACACGAGAGUAAAAACGAACGAGCCAAAGCAUCGCAAUAUCCCCAACAAAAAGAACCCACAGGGUCCGCGCAACAAGGCUGACAACCAAACCAAAGUGGCGGCCGUCAGCCUGACAGACGCCCAGAGCGUCAAGCCUUCAUCCAAGGUGAAGACGUCUUCAAAAGGCGACCGAGAAAAUCCCAAGACCAACAGGCCGGCUUCAAGCGCGAAGGGGAUGAAGACGCAGCAUCAGGAGUGCAGAAAUGAAGAGUGUGAAGAUGUCGACCUGGCUUCUUCUUCCGUUUUCGACUUGGGGCAACCCGACACCGCUGAGGAUUCGGCAGCCCGAACAUUUGAGCAAAAUCAUCAGUCUACUCCUGGCAGGAGUCCCACCGAGGAGUUUCAGAUGCUGGGCAAAAGGAAAAGAAACCCGCCUGGAGAGUGGUGGCUCGGCUGCCCUCAAACGGAGGCGCAACCUGAGGUGAGAGGCGAGGCGCACUGUGUCAAGAAGUACAAAGCGAACCGCGGAGAACCGGUCAAGGAAGCGUCUGCGUUACCGGCCAAGCCCAAGAGAUUGCUCAAAAGCACAAUCGAGAAGGAUGCGAAAAAGUCCAAGAAGGUUCGGUCGAAGGCGAAAAGAGCCCUGUGGAAAAGAUUGCCCAGUGAACCAAACGGUGAUGGAGCAGAACAAACAGAAGAUCAGGAGCAACAGCAAUUCCCGGAUCGGGACUCUUCUCCUCAGCUUUCCAGUCCUCAGGACUUCAUCCAACAACACCGAAACCACAAUUCAGAGCAUCGAGUAUUCCGGCGAAUGUACCAGAGCACUCGUAAGAAAAAAGUGUCCAGCAAGCCCAUCCCGCCGAGGACCACGGGAUCUCUCGAGCAGCUGCCGGAGAAACGGCGAAGCAGACUGCCCGGUGAGUGGUGGAAGGUCACGGCCACGCCAGAGAACGCGGAGGCGGGGCUUCCGAGUCACAAGAAGUCCAAACUUGGCAUGAAAACAAAAGCCAAACAAAGCAGACCUUCGGCAAAAUCGCCUUGGCAGGCGGUCGAUUUGCCGCCCAGUCAAACGACGCGGGACGAAGAGCAGACAGAGAGAGUGAACACCCCUGCCAAGGUUUUCUCCACCCGGCCCUUACCCAACGACGAAGGCGCCGCUCAGAGUCAUGAAGUCGUGGUGCGAGUCUACACUCCCGACUGCGCGACUGCCAACAGCCAAGGAACUUUCACUGUGGAAGGAAGGCGAGACAGCCUACAGGACGGUUCCUCUCCUGAAGGGGAAAUAUUACAAAGCGGACCGGUGUCCAUGAUUGAACUCGAACCACACCAUGAUGCAGACCUUCCGUCGACCAGACGCCCCCCCGCCGAGCUGUCGGUUUGCGACAUGUGCGCUCCUCCCCUCAAGCCGUGCACCCUGCGGGCCGGGGACAGGAACGAUCUGGGCGAGUGGCUCCAACUUCUGUUCCCCACCACACUCACGGGAGAGAAUCACAAAAACUCGGCCGUUUCCCCCGACCAGUUUGACUGGUACUUCUACAAAAACGGCACCAUGGGCAUCGUGGAGGACUUGCAUUGUUGGAACUUCUCUCACGGGAAGAUGCUGCUGGGCUCCUUCAUGAAGAAACCUCUUUGGGUGGACCACAGCGCCACCAUGGUUUUUUUUCUGCUAACGAGCUCCGUCAGGGUCAACGUAGACUGUGUCGAGUCUUGUGUGCAUGCAGGCAAUUCCUUCAUGGUGCCUUGUGGCCACGCCUACAGCAUCCAGAACCUGGCGGAGCAGCCCGCAUUCCUCUGCUUUAACAGAAUGCUCACCGAGAGUCCCGACUGAAGCAUUGACCAGUCGCAUCCAGUUAAGGAUUCUUAAUCGCUAUUCGUCGAGCAGCAGUUUUGAUGAAUGUAUUUUUUGUCACUAUUUGGCAGAAAUGUGAAAUUAAUUUGUAUAAGUCCAUUUGUCAAUGAUUGUUAGACUUAAGUGUUGUUUUGGAAGUCAUUUUCUUCCUUGUAUGGCUAAAUCGCCAGUUUCUGCUUUGAAGCUGCUGUACUGCCGCACACGUUGCCAUAUCAGAACCAGACAGAGGUUUAAUUAAAACAGUCAUUCAUUUCAA